Molecule: messenger RNA, 1497 nt
Organism: Exophiala dermatitidis NIH/UT8656
Lineage: Eukaryota; Fungi; Ascomycota; Eurotiomycetes; Chaetothyriales; Herpotrichiellaceae
Exons: 1
Coding region: 74-1030 (318 amino acids)
Biological process (GO): protein phosphorylation
Molecular function (GO): ATP binding; protein kinase activity
Source: RefSeq, a predicted model, not a curated record
GCGCUCCAGAUAUCUUAGGUAAUAAACCACUGCAAGAGUUGCCCUUGACUAUCCCCAAAAUCAUUCACAGAACAUGCAAUCCCUUCCCUUGCAAGAAAUCUACAAACUUCUGGGAUGGGGUGAUCUCGGGCUAGUUUUCGAACUAUCUGACCAUAUUGCUCUGAAGUACGCAAUAGAACAUGGCGAUCCGCGUUUCGAGAACGAGAAACGUAUUUUCGACAUCCUUGAACGCCAUGCUCCCUGCCCCCAUAUCGUCUACAGCUUUAUGCGUGUCCCCAACCUGAACUUCAUGCAGCGGCUUUCAGGGGGGAAUCUGGAGAUGCGACUUCGAAGUCGACAAAGCAGAAAUCCAGCCACGGGACAAGUCGUGGCAUGCACAACUGAACCGGAGCCUUUAAUCUUGCGAUGGGCAAAAGAGUUGGCAAUGGCUGCAGCUUGGCUGGAAUCUCUCGGACUUGCGCACGCUGAUAUUCGACCGGCGAAUCUCCUGCUUGAUGCCGAAGACCACCUCAAGCUCGCCGACUUUGACAAUACUCAGGCCAUUGGGACGGAUGUUGAGGUGGGGACGGCACCAUAUUGCAGAGUAUUAGGGGAUGAAGCUGGUGACCUUCGAGGCUAUUUUGGUCUUUUAGGUCCACGCACUGAGCAAUUUGCCAUCGGUUCGGUUUUCUACUAUAUGGUGAAGGGGUAUGAACCGUACGAUGAUCAAUGGUUCGGGGAGGAGCACGGCCCUAUCACCGUCGACAAACUGCAGAAUAUGGAUUUUCCCCAUUUGGACCCAAACGACAUGAAGGAGCGUGUUAUUCGCGACUGCUGGUAUGGGAAAUUUGCUUGCAUCGAGGACCUCGCAAAGACCAUUGGAACACUCGGCAGCCAAAACGAAGUGCUGGGGCAGGUAUUGACCUCUGAUUUUAUCGAAAGCAGAAGAGAGGAAUGCAGGCAGUAUAUGACGACUUUAGGUGCUGGACCUCGACCGCUCAUACACGACGAUUCGGGAAUGCCGGCCGAAAAUGGCGUGGAUUCAGAUUGAUGUAGAUUUCUUCGAGUUAUUCCAGAUGCGUGAAUAGCCACAAGUUCCAUUGCUUUUGCCGAUGCUCGUGGCAAUGAUCUGAGGAUCCCAGUUUGCUUCUGUGGUGUGUCAAGCAAGUCCCAGGUUACUAGGCAGGUGGGCGGUGGAAAAGAAAUUCCUGGAAGAGUGCACUUUCUUUGCUGAUUGGGGACAUGUGGUUGACUUAAUUUUUAUUUGGACAAUAAAAAGGUAAACAGUUUUUGUGGACCUGUCACUGUUGGACUCACUUGCCAGUGUAAGUAUUAUCCAAAGCAGAUAUACAUGGAACCAGAAGGGCGAGACGUGGGGGAUCAUACUGUACCUGGAACCCAGAACUCCAUCUUGGACUGUGUCCACGAGGAAACCUCUCGCGGCAGGCUCGUGUUACAGCGUUGUACGAUCUAUUAUAGUCGAUCAGACCAAGACAAUGGCAAUAGCCUCUUGGCCCA